Messenger RNA from Drosophila virilis, 5292 nucleotides. RefSeq names its product phospholipid-transporting ATPase IF. Gene Ontology annotation, cellular component: endoplasmic reticulum; plasma membrane. Gene Ontology annotation, biological process: phospholipid translocation. NCBI's taxonomy places the organism in Eukaryota, Metazoa, Arthropoda, Insecta, Diptera, Drosophilidae. Gene Ontology annotation, molecular function: ATP binding; magnesium ion binding; ATP hydrolysis activity. The record is from RefSeq and is a predicted model, not a curated record.
UGAGAACGGCUUUUAAGUUGCGCACAUCGCGGCGGGCAACUAUCAAUUUUAUUUCAUUUUCAUCCAUAGAAUAUAAGUACAUGCGAGUGCAUGUACCAUAACUAUAUGUGUAUAUAGGCACUAGUGUACUCUUUACCGAAAUAUGGGAAACUCAGAAACGCGCACCGUCAACAACAAAAACAACAACAACAACAGCCUGACAAUUGCCGAUCGAUGUACUGCAACAAUUUUGACUGAUUUAUUGUGACAGAGUCAGUUGAGGGCAAACGAGAUGUGCAAUAAAAAUCGACGAUGUGUCUUUCGGUGUAUCUAUGUACAUAUAACAAGUGGAGAAGCAUUCAAAAUACAUUGGAUACAAACAACAUAUGAGUUUCUUCAGUUCUUUCGUCUCAUUACGUGAUGUCGACGUCAUGCCCGUGUAAAAAAAAAAAAAAAAACACACACAUAUUCAAAUCAUGGAUAUAUCUAACUGAAAGUCAUGUAAAUGUGAAAAGCAAAUACCACGCACUCACAUAUAUACUUAUGUGCAUAGAAGUAUAUAUGGGUUCAUAUAUCUGUAUAGAUAUAGAUAAACACAUGUGCAUACGUACUGAACUGUUCAAUUGAAGUGUUAAAAUUACCCACUUAACAUCGUUUUAAGGUUAUAGCUUUUAAUGUGUGGAGAAAAAAAAAACAAAAAAAUAUAACAGAAAAAACUAAAAAAAAAAAAAAACAAAACAAAUACAGUCAUACAAGCUUACAGUCACACGUGCCUUGUUUGCAGAUGUAAGAAAUAUAUACAUAUAUAACAAAGGCUAUUAAAAACAACAACAACAACAACAAGAAUAUUAAUAAGUAAAAAGAAAAUAAACAAUCUAGUUAAUGGAAAAUCAUCAGGUGUUAGCCCAAAAAUAUGAAUCGUUCAGAUAAAAUGUUAAGAUCUUGAUACAAUCUGAUCUUAUUUGGCAAUUCUCUCUCUUUCUGCCUUACUCUCUCUCUCUCUCUCUCUCUCGCUCCCUCUCUGGUGCUCUCUCUCGCCACUGAGCACAGAGCCCCUAUAGAGAAGAUGCACAUGCACAAAUUGUAUAUGAUAAAGACGGUUGAUCUGUUAAUGAAUGUCAGCCAGGUGUUAGACAAUGAAUUUCUUUGGCCAUGACUAUCUAAGCGGAUUUCGACGCAUUAAUCAUACGGUUACGUAUCAUACACCAAAUUGGGCCGAUCAGGAGCCGCAGUAUUAUCUAAAGGAUACAUUUGUUUGGAAACAGCGCAAGGGUUCCAGAGUUAGUACAAUAAAUGACUGGCUACAAAUACAAAUUGGCGGCUCUGAGGAUGUUAAAAAGAAAAAGCCAUCGAAUCAAAAUCGCAUUAAGUCCACAAAAUACACAUUGCUCACAUUUCUGCCGCAGAAUCUAUUGGAACAGUUUCGACGCAUAGCUAACUUUUAUUUUCUAGUUAUGACUAUAAUAUCGCUAUUAAUUGACAGUCCCGUUUCGCCAAUGACUUCUCUGUUGCCUCUAGUCUUUGUUAUCGCUGUGACAGCUGCGAAACAAGGCUAUGAAGACAUCCUGCGCUAUAGAACUGAUAAUGUGGUUAACCGCUCACCGGUUACCAUCAUAAAGAAUGGCGCUGAGGCUAUAAUACAGUCACAGAAUGUGGCCCCGGGUGAUCUGAUCGUUGUGGAGCGCGACUGCGAUGUGCCCUGCGAUUUGGUAUUGCUGCGCUCAACCGAUCCACAUGGCAAAUGCUUUAUAACAACGGCCAAUUUGGAUGGUGAGUCGAAUCUGAAGACGUUGAUGGUGCCCAGAGAACUGCCGACUGUUCCGAUCGAGGAGAUGCACAAGCUGGGCGUUAUCGAGUGCGAAAGUGCCGGCACCGAUCUAUAUAGUUUUAAUGGCAAGAUCGAGCUGGCCGGCGGCGAGGGGCGCGUCCUGCCCCUCUCUGCCGAAAAUGUGCUGCUCCGUGGAUCGCGUGUAAAGAAUACGGAGUGUGUCAUCGGUUGUGCCAUCUAUACCGGAAUGACCACCAAGCUGCAGCUGAACAGUCGUCUGACCCGCAACAAGAGCGCCUCGAGUGAAACCUAUGUGAACAGAUUUUUAAUAUUUAUACUAAUAGCUUUAAUAGCCAUAGUUACCUUGCUCUAUUUCCUAAAACGUUACAAUGAGCUCUUUGUGAUACCCAAGCUGACCUAUCUGGGACCUGCAGCGGAUGGCUAUAGUGUGAAACAGUUUCUGCAGGACUAUCUGUCAUUUCUCAUACUGUUCAACUAUUUGAUACCCAUCUCGCUGUACGUGACCAUUGAGCUGCAGCGCGUCAUUGGCGGCUUCUUCAUGGAAUGGGAUACGGAGCUCUAUGAGAAGGAGACCGAUCAGCAGUGCAUCGUGAACACAUCGAACUUGAACGAGGAGCUCGGACAGAUCAACAUACUCUUCUCCGACAAGACGGGCACACUCACCAAAAACGAAAUGAACUUCCAACAGUGCUCGAUUGCUGGCCACAAGUUUACCUAUAAGAAGACUCGCCUGGAAGAUGAUGAGACCAAGGCACUGGUGGACAUAAACAAGUUCAGCAUUGACCAGAAGGUGUUCUUCCAAGCGCUGGCCAUUUGCCACACAGUGCAGGUGGCAACAAGCGCGCCGGCAGAUGCCCCGGUGGCGGCCAAUAAGAAUGAUAGCAACAAGUCGGGACCACCUGAAAUGUACUCCAUUACGGACAUCACCGAGGAGAGUCACAAUUCUAGUCAGCACAGCGAGCUCAAUGUGAGCCAUACGAUUGACACAGCCAUCUCGGUGCAUCCGAAUGGUGUUAAUGCACCGGUUAGCUCAUCGGAUGUGAAUCCCCUGCUGAUUGGCGAUGACAGCUACCAGGUGGAGCGACGCAAGCGGCCGCAGGUGGUCAAGCGUAGCCCGAACUUUGCCAGAUCCAAUAAGGUGCACAGUGCGGGCGUUGGUGAUGCGACGGCGGGCAACACGACUGAGCAGAAUGGUCACUCGAUGGUUGUUGGCACGCCGCUGCAGAGUCAGAGUCCGCACAUGGUGCGGCCCAUAUCGCUGCAAUUCCAACGUUCCACCUCUGAGCGGGAUCUGCCGCAGUUUGGUGAGGCGAACAGUGCGGCUGCCUUGGGUCACAGGCGCGCCCAUUCAUAUGGCGCGCCCAAUGCGUAUCUGUCGCAUCCCGUUGGGAAUAUGACGCCACCAGUGGGUGGACUCUUUCGCACCGCCAGCAGCACAUCGCGUGAGUCCUAUGCAGCGCCCACAUUCACACGCCAGCCUACGAUACUCAUACGUGCCGAAUCGCAGCGUCGAAAGAAUGAAAUCCAGCAAACAUUAUGCUUGCUGGACUACCAGGCCUCCAGCCCGGACGAGAAGGCACUUGUGGAGGCCUGCGCCAAUCUGGGCUUUGUCUAUACGGGCGAUGAUGGCGAGGUGCUGCGCGUGCGCAUUGUGCCGCCGCAUCUGGACUAUAAGCGACCCAUCAACAGCAAUAAGCCCAAGGAGGAUUGCUUCUAUCGUCUGCACGUGCUGGAGUUUACCUCCGAUCGCAAGCGUAUGAGCGUAAUUGUGCGCGAUGAGGCUGGCAAGAAGUGGAUCUAUACCAAGGGCGCCGAGAGCUAUGUAUUUCCGCUAUGUGCAAACAGCUCGGCGUUGAUGGUGACCAAAACGGAUAACCAUAUCAGCGACUUUGCUCGCUUGGGUCUCCGCACCCUGGCCAUAGCCAGGCGGGAGAUCACUGAAACGGAGUAUCAGGAAUUCAUCAGUGCCUUGGCCCAGGCGAACAGCUCACUGGAAAAUCGAAAGCAACUUUGCGAGGAAUGCUAUUCAAAGAUUGAAAGCGACCUGGAUCUGCUGGGCGCAACAGCUGUGGAGGAUGCACUGCAGGAUGAUGUGGCCGACACGCUCGUAUCCCUGCAGGCAGCUGGCAUCAAGAUUUGGGUGCUCACUGGUGACAAGGUGGAAACGGCACUGAACAUUGCUCUGUCCUGUGGCCACAUACCACCCGAUGCCAAGAAGUAUAUUAUACUCGAGUGCAAGAGCCGCGACGAUCUGCUAAUCCACUUGAAUGUGCUCGAGCGCGAAAUUGUCUUUGGGAUCGGCCAAGAGUGUGCGCUGCUCAUCGAUGGCAAGAGCCUGGCCGUCGCUCUGGCCGAAGCACCCAAGGAGUUUCGCGACGUUGCCGUUAAGUGCACGGCCGUGCUCUGCUGUCGGCUCAGUCCCCUGCAGAAGAGCGAGGUGGUGGCGCUUAUCAAGUCCUCCAAUGAGAACUAUAACACGGCCUCCAUUGGGGAUGGCGCCAACGAUGUGUCCAUGAUCCAGGAGGCGCAUGUCGGCAUCGGUAUUAUGGGACGCGAGGGCCGUCAGGCGGCGCGCUGUGCCGACUUUGCCUUUGCCAAAUUUUGCAUGCUGAAGCGUUUGCUUCUGGUCCAUGGUCAUUAUCACAGCGUGCGUCUAUCGUUCCUGGUGCUCUACUUCUUCUACAAGAACAUUGUGUUCAUGGGCAUCAUGUUUCUAUUUCAAUUCCACACGCUCUUCUCCUCAUCCUCUGUCUACGAUUCUCUGUUCCUGACCCUCUACAAUGUGAUCUACACGUCGCUGCCCAUUCUCUUCAUAUCUCUAACCGAGAAACCCUACACCGAGGAGACCCUUAUGCAAACUCCGAAACUGUAUAGGAAAAACACGGAUAAUAAGCAACUUCACUGGCCCUACUUCCUAAUGUGGACCGUAUUUGCGGUUUACCAUGCGCUGAUAAUCUUCUAUUUUGCGUACUGCAUAUUCUCCUUCAAUAAUGUCAUACUGAAUGGAGGCCAGACGGCGGCAUUUUCCUGCUUUGGCACGCUGCUCAUCUGGGGCGUGGUGAUCAUAGUGAACCUUAAGCUCUGGCUGGAGUCCAUGUAUCUAUCCUAUUGGUAUAUUGCGACCAUAGUAUUAUCGAUACUUGCAUUUAUGGUUACGACCGUCAUCUACAAUGUCAUCAAUUUGGACUACGAUACGGAUAUUUACUGGGCAUACAACAAUCUCUUGGCCUCCCUGCCAGUCUGGCUGUACAUCCUUUUGACGAUUGUGGCCUGUCUAUUGCCUGAUUUCACAUUGCGAAUGCUGAAGAGAGCGUUGAAAAUCAAGGGCUUCAGCAUUUUUCCCGGUAAACAGCGAAAACGUGAAAUGCGCAAAAAGUUCGAGUCGACCUAUUUAUAAUACUUAGUAUUAGGCCAUAAUUUUUAUACGGUUUAUUUAUUUAUUUUUUUUCUUAUACCUAUGUACAUAUAGUUUUUUUUUUUUUUUUUUGCUUAUAAGUAAAGUCGAUUGUUUGUUAAAAAUAGAA